Postia placenta MAD-698-R-SB12 is the source of this 738-nucleotide messenger RNA. RefSeq lists its product as hypothetical. The record is from RefSeq and is a predicted model, not a curated record. Lineage: Eukaryota; Fungi; Basidiomycota; Agaricomycetes; Polyporales; Adustoporiaceae. The coding region runs from base 1 to 738 and encodes 245 amino acids. The transcript is spliced from 2 exons.
AUGGCCGACGGGUGGGCAUGCCCGCCGCCCUACGAGGCAACGGCAGCACCCAAUAGAGACUUUAUGACGCCCGCAGAAGCGCCGGGGAGCACCGCACCCACCAUAGUCAUCCUGACAGAUGAUCAAGAAGGGUCUGCUGGAACUGUUCUCUAUGCAUCACCGGUUCCUUUCCUGGUUGUGGCGAAUCCGCAUGCACGGUAUUCCUGGCUGCAGUCACAGCGUCUGCAUACAUAUAUCACCCUCCGCAAGGGGGAAGAAGCUAACCCCCCUCAAAACUGCCCCAGGUUACGGAGACAAACGUCGCCUUUCAGCAAGAUGACGUCGGAGGAAGCACAGGCUCCGCGCACCGCAGCUGAGCGUGCAUCGGAGGAUCCAGCAUCCGCCGUCGCCGCCAGAGAGGAGCGCGCAGAGUAUCCAAGUCCAUCGACGUCCGUCUUGAACGGAAGGCCCGCCCUAACCGCACCCAGCCCCACACCGCAGCAACGGACCCACGCCGCCGUUAUCAUCAGCAGAGGCGAUAGACACCCCGCAGAGGCAGGAGCGAGUCCCGUCGAGCCCAGCUCUGCACAAGACGAGACAGAUCCCAAGGCGGACCAGUGGGCGGUGGUCCAUCGAGCAGACGACUCAGAGGACCUCGACGAGGAGACAGACUCCAUGGAGAACUUUAUACAGACGCCCAGGGUUAAUCGGUUCGAGGUGCAUGUGGAUGUGCAGGUGCAGGUGCAGUAUGCGGAGUAG